GUGAAUUUCACCUACCUCAAUGUAACCUUAAUAAUCAGGGAACGGUUUGUGAUGUGGGAAUGUUCCACAAAGCGACUCUUAAGAAUGUGUUGCCAUUGCAUUUAUUAAUACCCUAAACACGACUAUAAUGGAUUAAUUAAAAGACAUUUACGAACCUGAUGAGUAGGCGGGAUCGAAGCCCCCAGAAGGGGAAGUCGAGGACGAGCCCUACCAAGGAGCGCAGCCCCGGCCGGGAACCAGACAGGGCCAAGGUGGAGGACUUUAUCAAGUGUGAGCUAUGUAAACAGAUGCUGGACGGCCCCAAAACUCUCGGAUGCAUGCAUUCGUUCUGCCGGAACUGUACACUGACCUACAUCUCCGAGACGGUCGGCAAGGGCGGGGCGUCCUCCAGUAGCAUCGUGUGUCCGAUAUGUUUACAGCCUACACCGCCACCGCCUUCCUCCAAGGGUAAGGAACACUGGGCGGACGACCUCCCAACCAACGAGUUCCUGUCAAGCUACUUGGAAGCCGUCGGGCUGAAGGUCCAAAACCGGAAGUGCGACACGUGCCGGCGACAGCACAAAUCUGAGGAGGCCUCUCAAUGGUGUAGCAGCUGCCAUGACGCAUUGUGUGACGAAUGCGUCAACUUCCACAACGCAUUGAAAACAACGAAACAACAUCAGCUCGUGUACCUGACGAAAAUUCGCAACCAACCCAUCGAGAACAUCAUAUCUCACCCUCAUUGCAAACAACAUGGUGGAGAAACUGUGAGCCGAUACUGUGAGAACCACGCUGAAAUCGUCUGCGAAAAAUGUGUAGCCUCGCAACACAAGGGUUGCCGGGACGUUCGGUCGCUUAAGGAAGCUGCCGGCGCCCACAGACCGGAAAUCAACGGGACUAGCUCCACACUAGGAGAGGAAACAAAGCUUGCUAAAGCGAUAUAUGACGAUAGGUCCAAGUCUGACAGAACGCUGGACGAUAUUCAGGCGAGGUUGCUACAGAGGAUUCAAAGCGUACGAAAAAAGAUAAAUGAUAACCUUACCAAAUGUGAAACUCAGAUAAUAGGCGAGCUGUAUGACGUGCACGGGAAAGAGAAGGCGACUGUACAGGCCGAAAUGAAAGAAGCUCAGAGGAUCAAGAAGGCGGCCGGUAAGGUUCAUGGACUGGCGGAAAGCAGCUCCAAAUAUGGCACCGAGUGUCAUGUUCUCCAGAACAUGCCGGGAACUGGAUCACAGAGCGAACACUACAAGGGAAAACUCGCGUCGCUGAACGGAAGAAUCAGGAAUACAAAGAUAGAUUUCGUUAUUGAUGGCAAUUUAGAGCGGCUUAUGACGAGCGUCAGCAGGCUGGGCGAAAUACGAGUGACGUCAUCUUCAGCUGAGAUGGUCACAUCACAGGCGUUGCGGGUGGCUAAGGCGGACUCCGACCCGGAGGAUGAGACAGACAUUCGCGGGUCCAGGCGGACGCUGCGCUCCAUAAAGAGCAUGAACAGCAUCAAGUCUGGCGGCAGUGCAAAUCUGUAUGCGCACUUAACGGAAACGUUUAGCGGGCGGUCCGAGACGGACACGGAGAGUUGCUGGUUCACCGGGGCCGUCUUUCUGCCGAACGGAAGCCUCGUACUGGUGGACCGCAACAACAGCAAGCUGAAGCUGGUGGACCGCUCAUGUCAGCUCGUACAGGAACUCCAUCUGGAACAGCAGCCGUAUGGCAUCACUGUGGUGACGGCCAAUCAGGUGGCCGUGACGCUUCCCCGAGAAAACAAGGUGGAGAUCUAUGACAUUGGUGCAUCCUUCGUCCUCCAGGAGAGCUUCCUGCUGAACGACCGGGGCUACGGGAUCUGCUUCGCCGUCGACAGGUUCGCGGUCCUCGCCGCCUGUGCCUCGCCACCUGCCAUCAAAGUGCUGUCCCGGUCCGGUGAGGAGAAACAUAGCCUGUGCCCUAAGGACGACUACCAUCCGAUGUUCUUCCGGCCCUGGUACGUGCAGAUGGACACUUCCGGUCAGAAUAUGUACGUCUCCGACACCCACAGGUGUCACGUGACCUGUAUCACCGGAACCGUCCUCAAACAGUGGGUGUAUAAGGACACGAGCCUUAAUUCUCCGCGAGGCCUGCACGUGACGAAGGACAAGCGCGUGCUGGUGUGCGGGUUCGGUUCUGACAACGUCCAGUUGCUUAGCAACGAUGGUGACCUCAUCGGUGACCUUCUCGCACGCAGUGAUGACGUCAUGGGGCCACAGGACGUGACCUUGAAUCAGGCGGAAGAUAAAAUGGCAUUGACCUUUGACCCUUCAAGCGGAAAUAGUGACACAGUCAGAAUUUACAGCGUGAACUUGUAAAGUGUCAAACAAACAAAAAACUGAAAACAAAUCAUAAUAACUACCACGAUGCAGGCAAACAAAUGCCACUAUCCAAAGGGGAGCGCAUCCGCCCCCUCACCAAUAGGGUUAGGGUUAGUGUUUUAUUUAAACGUAAGAGAAAAAUGCAAUAAAAUACGCCAUGUAUGCAUACACAUACACUGUUUCGAACUAGUAAUUGUUAAAAAUUUCCCCAAAACCCCACUGCCGAAAUUUUCAACCAGAUAAUCUUCGCUUCUGAAGGAGGGGUGCGAGUCAAACGGUUACACCCCUAAGUUGAGCCACCUCUAACGUCAAAACCUCCUGAAAUGUUGGCGCAACGCAAUCAUAAAACGGCAUUCUGUCAUAAGUAUGUCGAAUUUUUUAUAUUAUUGACCUAAAAAUAAUGCGAUGCCCGUAUCUGAUCGUUGAGUUCUUGUUGAGUUAUUGUUAACCCUAGGUCCAUUUUCUGAAGAUAAGGAAUUGAUAUCAACGGAUAUGACAUCAACAUUCCCUCCAAGUCUUGAAAAGUUCCACUUGAGUUACUUUAUUAGUUUAUGUUAUUACAUGUAGUUUUGCUUUAUACUUCAUUUUCUUUCAUGCUUUUUGAUAAAAUAUAGAGUUUUAUCAGUAAAAUAAAAUAACAACAGUAAAAAUAUCAAUUUGAUACUUUCACUUCAAAAUAAGGAGUGGAAAUAUCAAUUUUCAGAACUACUUUUAAAAUCCAUUGUAGUUACUUCCCCUUGAUCAAAUCAGAACACUUCAUUUUUGAAAAUGAAAAUGUUUGCAAAUAAAAU
Mya arenaria is the source of this 3109-nucleotide messenger RNA. RefSeq lists its product as uncharacterized. NCBI's taxonomy places the organism in Eukaryota, Metazoa, Mollusca, Bivalvia, Myida, Myidae. The coding region runs from base 159 to 2315 and encodes 718 amino acids. The record is from RefSeq and is a predicted model, not a curated record. The transcript has 4 exons. Gene Ontology annotation, molecular function: zinc ion binding.